AUGCUGCUCUGGAUCUUGGAAGCAUUUGCACCGGAGGAAGACAUCGGAAUCCCAAGACCACCUCAAGACCAAGUUGCUUGUGAAUACACGCUGGAAGUGAUUUGGUUGAAUCAAUUGGUGGUAGAAGAUGGAGAACUAAAGAAUGUGAGAACGGGUCCCAUAUUACCUCAUUCCAUGGAACGCUACAAGAGUUACCCCGACAAUUCUCUACAGGUACACAAGUUGGGCGAUUCAUCCUGUGUGGAAGAGGAUGAUGUGGGCGUUGUAUCACAGCAAGUCUGUCAAAGUGUCAUUUUUCAUGUUAGUAACAUUCAUGAGCAGCAGCAGCAACAGCACCAACAAUCUGACAUCAAGAAGGAACCUACCAACAUCUUUUUCGUAUCCCCCGACUUCCAAGGCACUACUGCCAAUCACAAUCCCACUCUGGUCAAGGCAUUGAUUGGGAACAAAAAAGGCAACAAGGACAACCCUGCCACACUCCAUUUACACAACCUCAGUGGACGAGAUAUCGACUUGUUUUGGGUCAAUACAUUUGAUAAAAGUCUAGUACCCAUGGCCGAUGCACCCAUUCGGCCCAAUGAACCCAAUAUACAAUUCCCCGUCACGGUAUUUCAUCAAUUUCGAAUAGUGCCCGCCGCGUGUGACCAACAACAGCAGCAAUGUACAGAGGAUCGGCGAGGAUAUUUUCGUGUCACGGAUCGAGAAAUUGAGGUGACGGUCACUACGGACUUUGACCUGAGUGUCGAAGAAAAGGUCCGACACGGCAACAAUCACUCCCAAAUGGAUCAAUUUGUCUACCAGCCCGGCACGGAUUUGUACCAGCAAUGUCACGACUAUCUAGCCACUUCUUCGUCGACUACUUCUCCGUCAGCCAUGGUUUCACGUAUUGAAAACUGCGUCACGCAUCACUUUGACAGUGUCCAGGACUGGUCCUUUACAGGCGGUUACAGUCGACCUCCUCGACUCAGUACCUAUCUGGAUGUCAAAUUGGAAGACUACGUGUGUCACCAACCUCUCAUGACCACCAGUCUGCCCAUUUCCGUGGAGGAGAUAGAAUUGAAUAACAACAAUCAUCAUCAUCAGCGUGUCAUGGUACUGCACCAAACGCCAUCGAGUCAAAUUCAUUUGAUUCCCAACUUUGUCACGGCACAAGAAUGUGUGGCCAUGAACGACAUGGCCAAUGCCAGUAACGAUAAUUGGGAUGCCACCAAAACAUCCGAUGGAAGAGGCGGCCAUCGUCCCAAUCGCAUUCGAAAGGCUACCAUUGCGCGUGUCGAUAUCCCCUGGGAUGACAACGACAAUGAGGAAGAAGACGACACGGUAUUCAUGUUGCAAGAAACAAGACAACGCAUUUUUGAUUAUAUGCAUCAUGUACAUCCCGACUUGGGUGUUACCAGCCCGGCGGGGCAAGAACCUCUCAUGGCCAUACGGUAUCAAGGGAGGGGCAAAGACGAACCGUAUCCCGAUCAAUACAAGUCCCAUUGCGAUGCGGAUUGUUCCGGGCAACCCAUUCAAAAGGGACAGCGAGUUGCCACGAUGGUCAUGUACUGCAAAACUGCCAGGGAUGGAGGAAGCACCAACUUUCGUCAUGCCCGAGUCCAUAUCAAGCCUCAACCUGGCAUGGCGGUUUUCUUCAGCUACAUCAACGUGGAAACCAUGGAAGCUGAUGCUGGUAAUACCAUUCAUGCGGGGUGUCCCGUCUAUGAAGGGACGAAACAAAUUGUGACGCAGUGGAUUCGAUAUGGCGUCGAUGCGGAACAUCCCUACUCGGAAUUUGGACUUUGA
Messenger RNA from Seminavis robusta, 1785 nucleotides. The record is from the annotation of a GenBank genome assembly. Lineage: Eukaryota; Bacillariophyta; Bacillariophyceae; Naviculales; Naviculaceae.